UCUAACAUGUUGAUUAAUGGAAAUCCAUCCAAUAAUUAAUAAUAUAGUCUUGACUGAAGCUGUUUUUCAGGGGAAAAUGAGAAACCGUUUCUAACUGACCAGCUCUAAACUGCAGGUAUGAAUUUACAAACCUGUUGGUUAAGAUAAUGGAACAUCUAGAACCUUAAGGGACAGAUAUAAAACAGGAAAGUGUCCCAAUAAAUGCUUUAUAAGAUGAUGUUAAGUCAGAUGUUUUUCAGGGUGUCCAGUGCACAAAGUUUUUAAAAGUCAAUGAAUGCAGUGGUAUCAACAAAUAAACAGUACUAUUAAUUAACCAAUAUAUGUUAAAGUAAUUCGAUUCUACUAAAAGCAAGUAACUUUUAAACUGACAUACAUUAAAUAAUAAGUCCCCUUUUUUUUAUCAGCAUUGACAAUAAUAUAAUGUAUGCUGUACUAUUAGAAAGCACAUACCUUUAAUUUGCCUGCCACUCCUACAAGUUUAUCUCAGAUCUGCAUUUAGCUGCAAACCUAAUUAACUCAGAUAGAGAAAACCCCACCAACAUAAUACCAUAGUAAUCCUGAGGGCACUUCAAUCACCUGUCUCUUACACAAACUGGAGCUAAAAGAUUCCACAGGGUUAUAAAAGAAACACCCAAGAGUAGGAGAUGCCUUAUUCAAGUCUUCCCACUGCAUUGCGGAGUAUAUACCCAAAGGCUACAGGACUAUGGACUGUUAAAUUUCAAGCCAGCCAUGGGGCAGACACAGCAUACCGAGAAUAAUGAGGAGAUUGAUGUCAAAACACUUCAGGAUAUGUAUAAGAGGUUUCUCGUGGAGUGCCCAAGUGGACUACUUUUUCUGCAUGAGUUCAAGCGUUUCUUUGGUGUUGACCCAACAGGAGAAGCCUCUGAUUAUGCAGAGAAUAUGUUUCGAGUUUUUGACAAAAAUGGGGACAAUACUAUUGACUUCCUUGAGUUUGUAGCAGCACUGAAUCUUGUUUUCCGGGGAGACCUGGAGCAUAAACUGCGCUGGUCAUUCAAGGUGUAUGACAAAGACAACAAUGGCUUUGUGGACAGGGACGAACUACGGUCAAUAAUUGAUGUGAGUCUAUUAUAUCUCUAUCGGAUAAAGAGGGCCACAAAAACAGACGUGAGUGAUUCACGGCUUACAGUAGAUGAAGUUGUGGAUCGAAUAUUACAGGCUGUUGACAGUGACGGAGAUGGUAAAAUUAACAUGGUAGAAUUCAUAAGAGGUGCACAGCAGGACCCCUGGGUGCUGAACAUGUUAAAGCUGGACAUGAACCCUGCUGGAUGGGUGCUCGAUCAGAGGAGAAGGAGUGCACAAUUCUGAAAUGUCAAAGCACAUUUGCCUUUUCCAUGAGAACAAAGGUAGAACAAUUAUGGCUAAAAUCCAUGCUGUAUCUACAAAAUUAAUAAUCACAUUACAUCAUUCACAACGAUGCAACGUGCAUGUGUUGCUCAGCACUGCAUCACAUAUUUCCUUGCUCUGAUUGGUUGUAGGUUCAUCCCCGUAAUUUUAAGAGGCAUUUUGGUUUGUGCCUGUUGAUAAUUUCCAAGGAAACUAAAAUUAUUGGUGAGGUUCCAGACUAGUAUACAUUUGCAAAAAAGGCCAGGUUGCUGAACAGUAUAAAUGGAGAGCAAAUGUCUUUCUACUUCUUCCUUUGUAUGCAUUAUUCUCUCUUUUCCCAAAAUGCACCACAGAGCGUCACAGGAAGUCAUUCCUGCCUGUGGCCA
Molecule: messenger RNA, 1730 nt
Organism: Micropterus salmoides (largemouth bass)
Lineage: Eukaryota; Metazoa; Chordata; Actinopteri; Centrarchiformes; Centrarchidae
Product: guanylyl cyclase-activating protein 2-like
Exons: 4
Coding region: 730-1326 (198 amino acids)
Biological process (GO): visual perception
Cellular component (GO): cone photoreceptor outer segment; photoreceptor inner segment
Molecular function (GO): calcium sensitive guanylate cyclase activator activity; calcium ion binding
Source: RefSeq, a predicted model, not a curated record